This is a messenger RNA of Helobdella robusta, 2343 nucleotides long. RefSeq lists its product as hypothetical. Lineage: Eukaryota; Metazoa; Annelida; Clitellata; Rhynchobdellida; Glossiphoniidae. The coding region runs from base 64 to 2343 and encodes 759 amino acids. Gene Ontology annotation, biological process: maturation of SSU-rRNA from tricistronic rRNA transcript (SSU-rRNA, 5.8S rRNA, LSU-rRNA). Gene Ontology annotation, molecular function: protein binding. The transcript has 17 exons. The record is from RefSeq and is a predicted model, not a curated record. Gene Ontology annotation, cellular component: nucleolus.
UUUAUUAUCGCGCAUGCGCCCGUUUUUCACGUGUUGUGUGCACUGUAGUGUAGAUUAGAUGGUAUGGCGAGUUCUUCUGCUUUACGAAGUGUUUUGGAAUUUUCAAAAACUAACAAUUAUUUGUCGUAUUCGGACUCAAAUGGUAUUUUAAAAAUCUGGGAUAGUUUGAACGGUUCAUUGAAGCAAGAGUACACACCGACUUCUCAUCUGUCUGUUCAGUCGGUGUGCAUGUCCUGGGGCCCAACUGCCUCAGUCAUCAGUUCCGAGAAUUGUUUGGAGAGCCCUCCAAAGAAACGAAAAAAGAAAGAAUCACUGAAAGAAACCUUAGAAAAUCUACAGUUGCUGGCUCUAGGUACCACAUCUGGUACGAUCCUGCUUUACAGUAUCAAGCAAGCUGAUUUAUACUCUACCUUGUCUGAUGGUCAUGAAAAAGAAGUUACUGGCAUAUGCUGGAGUGAUGAUGGUUCUUCCAUAUAUUCAUGUUCAAUUGAUGAGCAUAUUGUACAAUGGGAUAUAGGGAAAUCAUCCCUAAAGCAUAAAUGGAAGGGCAACCAGGGUACGCUGCAUUCAAUAGCACUCUGUAGUUCGCAGGAGCAUCUGCUCGUCGCUGGCAGGCUCAUACAACUCUGGAAUCUUAAGACAAGACAACUUAUUCAAACAUUUUUAGGCCACACUUCUGAAGUUACGAAAAUAUUUGAAAUCCCAAAUUUAAGAAAAACUUCAAAGUCAAGUGACCAUGAUGAAAAUAUGAAGAGAGGUGAUGGUGACAACUGUGCUGAUCUAAUAACCACAAGCUCCGAUGACGGAGUAUCACCAGUUAUUGAUGGCAACUAUAUUUUAACCAUGGCUGCCGGUGAAAAUAAAAUUUGCAUCAGACAAAUAGAUGGGAAAGUGGAACGAACAAGUUCAUUGGUUGGUUCACUGCUUCUGCCAGAUGAACCAAUGCAUAUGAGCAUAUCUUCUCCGCUCAAUUCAGAUCAGGCUUUCAAACUGGCCGUGGUCACGAAGCAGGGUCAACUUGCUUAUUUUGAAUGCAUUUUAAAUGGUAAGCACAAGAAGCCUUUGAAGCCCAAGCAUAUUACAACUAUUCGAACGAAGCCUGAUGGAAAAGGACGGAACCUAGCAGUUAUGGCAUGUGGCUUUCCUCACUCCUCACUCAAACAGCAGGGAAUGUGCCUGAAUAUCUCUGAGUUGCAGUCUGAACUAAUCAGAAGAGAUCCAAAAAAGAGGAGCAAGGCUAAGAUGCAAGAUGGCCUCAUUAAAGCAAGAACUCCUCUAAUCUCGAAGGAGGCUCAUCUUGUUGGCCCUGGAAUGACUUGUCCUUUUGCUUCUAGAGUAGUCGUUCCCGAGGAAGACAUAACAGUUGACACACCGAAUAAAUGUACUUCCCGAAAAAGAAAAAAAUCGAUAGUUGUUGGUGAAGAGGAAAAGGAGGUCAAACCGGAAUUAACUUAUAAAUGGUAUUUAGACAUAGCAAAUAUAUCUGCUUUGCUGUUGAUAGUGUAUCAAAACAAUAACAACAUGAGAUUAGGUUCUUACAAAUGUAUGCUCUUAUCUACAAUGUCACUCGGCAGUAGGUUGUCAACACUUGAUCAUAAAACAGGCCAAGGUACGUCAACGAGCUCAUCAGCAUGUACACAACAACAAAGUGCUGUUCAGAAGGCUGAAAGUUUGGCAUUGUUGUUAGCACAAGGUCUUCAAAGCAACGACAAGUCCAUCCUAAAUGCGGUCCUGCAGAAGACCGACACAACUUUCAUAAGGACCACAGUUGCCUGCCUGCCACCAUCCCAUAUUAGUGAGCUCAUCAAUGAAAUUUCCAGACGAUUAUCGGGUCAUGCCCAAAGUGGCAAAAUUGCAUGUAAAUGGAUGAAGGCUCUGCUCAGUGUGCACUCUUCAUAUCUUACCACGUUGCCGGACGUUGAUGAGGUGUUAGCGCCAAUAAUGCAUUACUUAGAGGCUCCGGUUGAUGUACUGUCCAAGUUGAUGCAGUUGAGAGGCAAGCUGGAAUGCAUUGUUGGCCAGUUUGCCUCCAAAGUGGAAGUUCAAUCGGUUGGUCAACUACGUGCUGAGAAUCGUGCCAUAUGCAACAUCAAUCAUGAUGAUGACAUGUUGAUAGAAGAUGUUAGAAAUCACGUCUCUAUGGAGGACAACUGGGACGAAGCUAUCAUUUUGCCUGAAAAAACCAUUGAUACAUCCGAAACAACUACAGAACAAACAGUUUCUCCGUUAUCUUCAACUGCAAAACAAAAAAGCAAAACAAAGAGUCCAAAAAAGUCUUUGAAAAAACCCAAAACGUCAGAUUAUAGCGAAGAUGAAAUGAACAAUGUAAUGGUCAUAGGAUAA